This is a messenger RNA of Equus caballus (horse), 2043 nucleotides long. NCBI's taxonomy places the organism in Eukaryota, Metazoa, Chordata, Mammalia, Perissodactyla, Equidae. The record is from RefSeq and is a predicted model, not a curated record.
CAUUUAUGGAUUGGUUAUGGAUUAUUUUCGUCGACAGGCGCCUUCUACCUGCUGCUGCCUGAAUGACCCUGAUCUGUUCAUCCUCAGUUUAUCUGCUGGCCUCUCGCUAGGACACUGCAUGGAACAAAUGGACCUUAGAUCCGCUUCCUCUCGCUCCCGGCUCCUCCCCAUUGAAUAACUGCCAAAUCGCAAUCGCAUUUAUAUCUCUGUGAAGUCCUCCCCAGUGCAGACGACUGUCCAGCUAGUGUGAGAAGCAGGUGGCCAAAGAGGCGGUGGAGAGAUGGCCAGCACCACACAGCCUCCCUACGUGAACCCAGUCGUCCCCUUCUGUGGGACAAUCCAAGGGGGUCUCCAGGAUGGACUUGAGAUCACCAUCAAAGGGGUCAUUUUAGCCUCCAAGGACACCAGGUUUGCUGUGAACUUUCAGACUGACACCAGUGACAAUGACAUUGCCUUCCACUUCAAUCCUCGGUUUGAAAGUGGUGGGUAUUUGGUCUGCAACACGAAGGAGAAUGGAUACUGGGGGACAGAGGAGUGGAAGACACCACUGCCCUUUCAGAAGGGGGAUCCUUUUGAGCUCAGCUUCCUGGUGCAGAGCUCACGUUUCCAGGUGACAGUGAACAAGAACCUCUUUGUGCAGUACACACACCGUGUGCCCUUCCAUGGUGUGGACAUCCUCCGUGUCACUGGCAUUGUGCAGCUGUUCUCCAUCAGCUUCCAGUUAGGAGGCUGUGUGGCUCAAGAAAGAACCCAGGCUUGGGUGUCGAACUGGAUGCAGCUCAGAUUCCUAGUUCUUCCAUUCUCAUUGGCUGUGGGAUCGUCUACACCCCAAGAAUGCUAUAUAAAGGCCAACUGCCCUGCAGCCAACCACCGUGAACUGGACCACAAGGGUCUGGACCACGACUGCAAGAGUGACAGCUACGCAAACGAGCAGAGAGUUGCACUAAACCAAUGCCUUUCUUCACCUGCAUCCUGGGUGGGCUGUACCCCUCCAGAAGCAUCGCUGUGUCAGGCACCAUCCUGCACAGCACUCAGUAGCAAGCCAGGGUGCUUCGGGAGGAGAGACAGCCCAGGGUCAUUCUGGCCAUUGCCCUGGCUCUGGGCGGGCUGGGGAGGAGCGGGGACCCGGAGCUCUGUGGUCAGAGGAGGUCCAUGUGAGCUGCCCACCCCCAGGUUUCACAUCAACCUGCGCUCUGGGAGUGACAUCGCCUUCCACCGGAAACCCCUUUUCAAUGAGAACACCGUGGUCUGCAACAUGCAGAUCAACAGCUCUUGGGGGUCUGAGGAGCAAAGCCUGCCUGGAAAAACACCCUUCACCCAAGGCCGGAGCUUCUCGGUGUGCAUCACGUGUGAAGGCCGCUGCCUCAGGGUGGAUGUGGAUGGUCAGCACCUGUGUGACUACAACCACCGCCUGAAGAACCUGCCCAACAUCAACAACCUGAAAGUGGCAGGUGACAUCCAGCUGACCCGUCUGCAGACAUAAGUGGGAUCCCUGGCCCCAGCAUCGAGGGCUGGGGCAUGUUGCUGUCUGGAUCUGCUCAUCACCUCCACCUUCCCAGUCCCUGCCUCAGCCCCAGCCCUUCCCAGCCUGCAGAGGGUCUCUUUUCUGGUGAGACCAUGCCCUUGUCUGGCCCUGCUGAGGCUGCAGCCAGCCUGGAGUGCCGAGGGCAGCUGGCUGGGACCGCCUUCCUUGGUCAGGGCAGGACCUGGGGCUCCAGCUGCCCAAAUCCAUCCAUCUGAGGAGAGGGGUGGUCUGCACAGGCUACACCCCAGGUUCAGUCCCCUAGGCAGAAGGGAGGGUGCUCGGCCUUCCCAAGCACCCGGCCCAGGCCCACACCCCAUCUGCCUCUCAGCUGCAUCCCCAGCCCAGUCAGCUCCAGUCAGUCCCAGGCCAGCACCUGUUCACUCCCCGGGGGAGGCUGUCUCCUCGGCCCCUCCCUGUCUCCCAGCUUCAGCCUCUCCUGCACCUGCACCAGCGCUUCCCCGGAUCCAGGAAAGUUCCCUGAUGAUACCCCUCUGGUUUCCACCAACCGAUGGGACCCU